UCUGUAGAUGAAAUCAGUGGAGGAUCAGUUUGUUGAGGAAGAAGCGGGUUUUCAUGAUGAUGAAGACUCAUUUUUCCAAGAUAUUGACAUGCUACAGAAACAUGGCAUUAAUGCAGCCGAUAUAAAAAAGCUGAAAUUAGUAGGAAUAUGCACUGUAAAAGGUGUCCAGAUGACUACAAAAAAAGCCAUGUGUAAUAUAAAAGGUCUUUCUGAAGCUAAAGUGGACAAGAUCAAAGAGGCUGCCAAUAAAUUAGUAGAGCCAGGUUUUCUUACUGCCUUUGAAUACAGUGCAAAAAGGAAAAUGGUGUUUCACAUUUCUACAGGAAGCCAAGAGUUUGACAAAUUAUUAGGAGGAGGUAUAGAAAGUAUGGCAAUAACAGAGUCAUUUGGAGAAUUCAGAACUGGGAAAACACAGCUGUCUCAUACUCUUUGUGUAACUGCACAGCUCCCUGGACCAAGUGGAUACUCGGGAGGAAAAGUAAUUUUUAUUGACACAGAAAACACCUUUCGUCCAGAUCGUCUGAGAGAUAUAGCUGACCGAUUUGGUGUGGAUCAUGAUUCAGUGCUGGACAAUGUGUUAUAUGCUCGGGCAUACACCAGUGAACACCAGAUGGAGCUGUUAGACUACGUGGCUGCUAAAUUCCAUGAAGAAGCUGGUAUUUUUAAACUAUUGAUCAUUGACUCUAUCAUGGCUCUCUUCCGGGUGGAUUUCAGUGGUCGAGGAGAACUGGCAGAGCGGCAACAAAAACUUGCGCAAAUGCUGUCCAGGCUUCAAAAGAUCUCAGAAGAAUAUAAUGUUGCUGUAUUUAUUACAAACCAAAUGACUGCUGACCCAGGGGCAACCAUGACCUUCCAAGCAGAUCCUAAAAAGCCAAUUGGGGGUCAUAUUCUUGCUCAUGCAUCCACCACAAGAAUCAGUUUAAGGAAAGGAAGAGGAGAGCUUCGUAUUGCCAAGAUCUAUGAUAGCCCAGAAAUGCCAGAAAAUGAAGCUACUUUUGCUAUCACCGCUGGUGGUGUCAGCGACGCAAAAGAGUGAUCUACGAAAGUUUUAGCACAUUUACUGUUAUGCUUCUUGAUAGACGUGGACGAUGGAUUUCCUUGCGUUUGGACUAGAAAAAUAUGGAACUAUUUCAAGUGGAAUGAGGUUAAUGACCGUUUGGGCCAUUUCACAUUUUAAAACAGAAAAUAACAAAAACAUAGUAGCUUUAUGACCAGUUGGCUUAUGAUAUCUGAUUUUCUGCUAAGAAUCUAGGAAAAUCUUAAAGCUCUUCUAUUGUAAGACCCCACGGCCCCUAU
Molecule: messenger RNA, 1296 nt
Organism: Spea bombifrons (plains spadefoot toad)
Lineage: Eukaryota; Metazoa; Chordata; Amphibia; Anura; Pelobatidae
Gene: DMC1
Product: DNA meiotic recombinase 1
Exons: 13
Coding region: 8-1036 (342 amino acids)
Biological process (GO): DNA recombinase assembly; DNA repair; reciprocal meiotic recombination
Cellular component (GO): nucleus; condensed nuclear chromosome
Molecular function (GO): double-stranded DNA binding; ATP binding; ATP hydrolysis activity
Source: RefSeq, a predicted model, not a curated record